Messenger RNA from Phragmites australis (common reed), 654 nucleotides. RefSeq names its product RING-H2 finger protein ATL39-like. Bases 1 to 654 code for a protein of 217 amino acids. The transcript has a single exon. Lineage: Eukaryota; Viridiplantae; Streptophyta; Magnoliopsida; Poales; Poaceae. The record is from RefSeq and is a predicted model, not a curated record.
AUGCCGAACUUGCUCUCGGCGAGGUCCCGCGCUCGCAGCAACGGAGGCGGCGGCGGCGGCAACGACGACGGUGGGAUCGGGAACCGCGCGUGCUACGGCAUCGCAGCCUCCGCAAUGUCGCUGCUCCUGUUCUGCGCCCUCGCCGCCUCCGUCAGCGUCUGGAUAGCGUUCGCGUUCGGCGGACUUGCCCUGGUCGCCUUCGCCGUCGCCAGCUGCCUCGGCCCGGCCAGCUGGCGCGUCGGGCCGAGCGACGGCGUGAUCGCGGAGCGUGACGCAGCCGCCGCUGGAUCAGUGGGAGCGGCAAGGGCGCCGCGCCGGUUCGGGCUGCCGGAGGCUGCGAUCAACGCGCUGCCGACGUUCGCUUACGAGCUCAAAGGUGCCAAGGGCGACCUCGAGUCCGGGGCGGGCAGUGAGGCGUGCUCGGUGUGCCUGGAGGACAUGCUGGCCGGCGAGAUGGUGCGGCAGCUACCGACGUGCAAGCACCUGUUCCACGUCGAGUGCAUCGACAUGUGGCUGCACUCGCACCGGACGUGCCCAGUGUGCCGGUGCAACCUCUCGGCGCCGCGGCGGAAAGUUCCUGGCAAAGCUGCUCCAGCUCCGGCCCCGGCAGCAGAGGCGGAACCGCCGGCUGACGAUGCCUCGCCACAAGUGUAG